AUGUCGGGGCGUGGAGAAAAGCUGGAGUUGGGCCACGGGGUCGGGCUGGCGGAUGAUGAGGGGAUGGAGAUCAGUUGUUCUUUCUAUAAUAAAUCAAGACUCGUCUUGCUCGUCUCGAGAUCACGUGCCGGAGCGAGUUCCCCGAGAGCCCACGUCCACGUCUUCCCUCUCACACAACGCACAGCACACACUCUAGUACUAAGUCCUGUCCAACAGCGCAUCCGCUCCUGCAUCUGCAAGCUCCAACCCGGCCAUUCUGCCCUCUCGUUCUCGUUCUCGUCCAUCGGCACAAUCUAUUGAAAUCACACUCCUCCACCAUCUACUGCUCGCUGACGGUCCCAAUCGAUGCUCAGCACCCAGAUCAGCCAACCAUCACGUGUUCAUUCUCGGAUCCACAGAGCUGGCCUAGUGCUAGCAGAGUUGCGAGCCGGCUUACUGGGAGCACAGGGCGACGUCGUCGUGCAGAGCUCGUGCUCACUUCCUGUCCCAGCGGCAUUGGACUCGCAUCCCACCGACUGCGAAGUCGUCCAAUCGAUUUCCCCAAAACUCUGAGUCGCGCUGGUCACUUCCAGACCUCACCUCCCCACCACUUUCUCCUGCGGAGACGGGCAAGGGCUGGCUCCGAGCAGCUCUCGACAGCAAUAUUCCGUUCCAAUUCGAUUCCGGCAGCAGCAACGCAAACCGCAAGCCUGCCAACAUCCCGCUCCAUUCCCUCUCCUCGUCCAAGAGACGCAGCCAGAGCGACGACUACGCUUACGACGACGAGAAGGGUGACCGCGAACGCCUGCGUCGGCGCUCCGGGUCCUUCGACACCACCGACAACGACGAGGACGCUGCUUCCGACUGGAGCGAUACCGGCGAUCUCGUCGACCAGCUUGCCGACGAGGAGGAUCCCCUUGCGGCACGGCUGAGAGAAACCCUCGACGAGUCCGAGCAGCAGAAGCAGGCGCGCAGGGGACGAAACCGACAAUCCAAAAAGGUCAGAUACGCAUCUGACGUCCACAACAGCGAGAAGGAGAAGCAGCAAGCUGGCUUCGUUGCAAGAAAGGAAGACAUAAGAGUACCGAGUCCGCCGCCCAAACCAAUUGGGUGGGGACCACGAUUGCUGGCCAGAGUCAUGUCGCCCGGUGAAGAUGGACCCUCACGCAUGCACGGCUUGCAUGGCAAGAAGCUCAUCUACUUCUUGUCCAUCUUCGUGUCCUUGGGCGUGUUCCUGUUUGGGUACGACCAGGGAGUCAUGUCGGGUAUAAUUACUGGCCCAUACUUCAAGAACUACUUCAACCAACCUACGGCCGCUGAGGUGGGCACCAUGGUUGCUAUUCUGGAGAUUGGUGCUCUGAUUGCUUCCCUAUCGGUCGGACGCAUUGGUGACAUGCUGGGAAGGCGGAAAACGAUCUUGUAUGGUGCCGUGAUCUUCGUGGUGGGAGGAGCCAUCCAGGCAUUUGCUUCCGGCAUGCCCAUGAUGCUAUUGGGCAGGAUCAUUGCUGGACUGGGAGUUGGUGCCCUGAGUACCAUCGUGCCUGUGUACCAGAGCGAGAUCAGCCCGCCGCACAACCGUGGUAAGCUGGCGUGCAUAGAAUUCUCCGGCAACAUUUUCGGAUACCUGUGCAGUGUCUGGGUGGACUACUUCUGCAGCUUCAUCAAGAACGACUGGGCAUGGCGUGUGCCUCUGCUCAUGCAGGUAGUUAUGGGAGGUCUGCUUGCUGUGGGAAGUUUCUUGAUCGUUGAAUCACCAAGAUGGUUGCUGGACAACGACCACGACGAGGAGGGCAUUGUCGUGAUUGCUAACCUCUACGGAAAGGGAGACAUCCACAACCCAAAGGCCAGAGACGAAUACCGCGAGAUCAAGAUGAACGUUCUGCUGCAGAGACAAGAAGGUGAAAGGUCUUACAGGGAUAUGUUCAAGCGGUACUACAAGCGCGUCUUCAUUGCCAUGUCUGCGCAGGCGCUGGCACAACUCAACGGCAUCAACGUGAUUUCCUAUUAUGCGCCGCUUGUGUUCGAACAGGCCGGCUGGGUCGGACGAGACGCCAUUCUCAUGACGGGAAUCAACGGAAUCACAUACCUGGCUUCCACUGUACCUCCAUGGUACGUCGUCGACCGUCUCGGACGCCGAUUCAUUCUCUUAUCUGGAGCCGUGGCCAUGGUCAUUUCACUGUCUGCAAUCUCAUAUUUCAUCUACAUCGACAUUCGCGCUACUCCGACUCUGGUCGUGAUCUUCGUAAUGAUCUACAACGCUGCCUUUGGAUACUCGUGGGGUCCGAUUCCGUGGUUGUAUCCGCCAGAGAUUUUACCGCUCAGCAUUCGAGCGAAGGGAGCGAGUUUGUCGACUGCUUCCAAUUGGGCAUUCAACUGGCUUGUGGGAGAGAUGACGCCGAUAUUGCAGGAGGCGAUCAAAUGGCGACUGUAUCUUUUGCACGCGUUUUUCUGUGCUGUCAGUUUUGUUGUUGGUGAGUCUUACCUCUGGUUAGAUGGAUGUUGUGGCACUGGCUAACUUGGGAUUAGUGUGGUUCAUCUACCCGGAAACAGCCAACGUGCGAUUGGAAGACAUGAACUCGAUUUUUGGCGAUGCAACGACAAUUGCACCCACCCCCGAGACCAUCGCCGAGGCCAACUCCAUCUUCAGUGGACAUGAUGGUCCUCAGUCGCCGAUCGGGUCACUGAGCCUUGGUGACAAUGGCGAGCAAAUUCCAAACAUGGAUCUCCAGCCUCCAGACGUCGCCAUUCAAGACGGCAAGCCCAUACUGAGCAAGGAUGAGAGUCAAGGUGAGGGAGUGGGAGGCUGGAUCAGCAACGUGGUGAAGCGAGCGAGAGGGGAAGAUACAAACGGUAGUGGAAGUGGAAGGUAUAAGAGAGUCGGACAAGAGGACGAGCAAUGA
Messenger RNA from Lecanosticta acicola, 2879 nucleotides. The record is from the annotation of a GenBank genome assembly. Lineage: Eukaryota; Fungi; Ascomycota; Dothideomycetes; Mycosphaerellales; Mycosphaerellaceae.